Aquila chrysaetos chrysaetos is the source of this 4791-nucleotide messenger RNA. RefSeq names its product structural maintenance of chromosomes 6 (gene SMC6). Bases 304 to 3582 code for a protein of 1092 amino acids. Gene Ontology annotation, molecular function: single-stranded DNA binding; ATP hydrolysis activity; damaged DNA binding. Gene Ontology annotation, biological process: double-strand break repair via homologous recombination. The record is from RefSeq and is a predicted model, not a curated record. Gene Ontology annotation, cellular component: nucleus; site of double-strand break; Smc5-Smc6 complex. NCBI's taxonomy places the organism in Eukaryota, Metazoa, Chordata, Aves, Accipitriformes, Accipitridae. The transcript has 28 exons.
CGGCGGCUCUUCCGUCGCGCCCGGGCGGCCGCAGCGCUCCUGGCCCGAGGCUGCUGCCGCCGCCGCGCGCGUCGGGACCUGCCGGCGGUCUGAGCUUGCGGCGGUUGUAACGGCUCCGCCCGUCAGCGGCGUUGAGGAGAGAGACAGAUUUCAAUGGAACAGCAGAUUGAAUGAAUGCUUGUCUUCAUUUUUGGGUGAUGGAUAAAUUCAAAGAGCAUACAAGCGACUCUUUCCUGGUCUGAGUAAUUUAAGCAUAAAGACAUGUUUAUGUAGGAAACUGAAAGUAGCAUAGCAAAAGUACUCAUGGGUAAGAGAAAGGAAGAAAGUAUUUCAAAGCCUGGAUCCCAUAAAAGGCAGAGACAAGAAUAUGCAGAUGAACAUAGUGAUGAGUCUAAUGAAGAAGAAAAUUCACAGUCAUCAGCUGAUAGUAAUUCAACUGUAGGGGAAGUUGGGAUAAUUGAAAGUAUCCAGCUGAAGAACUUUAUGUGUCAUUCGAUGUUGGGGCCUUUUCAGUUUGGAUCAAAUCUCAAUUUUGUUGUUGGAAGCAAUGGAAGUGGGAAAAGUUCUGUAUUAACUGCUCUUAUUGUUGGACUUGGUGGAAAAGCCACUGCAACUAAUAGAGGUUCCUCAUUAAAAAUGUUUGUACGAGAUGGAGAGACUUCUGCAGAUAUUUCCAUAACAUUGCGAAACCGAGGUAGAGACGCAUUUAAACCAGAAGUGUAUGGUGGCUCUAUUAUUGUGAAUCAGCACAUUACUCUGGAUGGAAGCAGAAGUUAUAGACUGAAAAGCAAAUCUGGGACCUUAAUUUCUUCAAAGAAAGAGGAACUCAUAGGAAUACUGGAUCACUUUAAUAUACAGGUAGAUAAUCCUGUCUCUGUUUUAACCCAAGAAAUGAGUAAGCACUUUUUACAGUCUAAAAAUGAAGGUGACAAGUACAAGUUUUUUAUGAAGGCAACUCAGCUGGAACAGAUGAAAGAAGAUUAUUCAUCUAUUAUGAAAACUAAAGAAAAUACAUGUAUUCAGAUAGAACAAGGAGUAGAGCGUCUUCAAGAACUUAAGCGACUUUAUUGUAAAAAAAAGGAACAUUACAAAAGCAUUGGGUUUGUGAAUGACAUGCGAAAUCGUCUUGAAGAGUUGAAACAUAAAAUGGCAUGGGCAGUGGUAGGUGAGAUGGAAAAAGAAAUACAGCCAAUCAAAGAAGGCAUCAGAACUGAAGAAGGAAAUACAGACAAGUUUAUUCAGAAGCUAGAAGAAUGCCAGGUAAAAGUGAGUGAAGCAGAAGAAAAGUACAAAACAAUACAAGAGAAGUUAAUAACAGUAAGUGAAGAAGCACAAGCCCUGCAUCCUCAGCAUAUUUCUUUGAAGGCCGAUGUGCAGGCAAGAAGAAAAGCAGUCAACGAAGCUGAGGUACUUUAUAACCGUUUCAAAACUGAGUUAAAACAUCUGGGAAAAGACAAUGAACAGCUACGUAAACGAAUUGAAGAACUGAAAAGCAGUGCUAAUCAGGUUUCAGAGCCUGAAAAAUUGGAAAGGCAAAGGAAAAUUGCACACUUAAGGGAACAGUUAAAGGCAGUCCAUGAUGAAGAAACAAUGAUUGGUCAACAGGUGGAUCAGUUUCAGCAGGCUAUAUAUAAGUAUAAGGAAGAACAUGCUAGACUUAGGAGAGAAGACUGUGAUGUGAAAGAAGCACUGGGUGCCAAGCAGAAACAGCUGAGAGAGCUGAAAGAUAGUAAAACAAAUACCUUGAAAAGAUUUGGACCGCAUAUACCAGCAUUUCUUGAAGCAGUUGAAACAGCUUACAGGCAAGGGCGCUUUAAACACAAACCUGUUGGACCUUUAGGUGCUUUCAUUCAUCCAAAAGAUGCUGAGCUGACCUUGGCUGUUGAAUGUUGUUUAAAAAGCCUAGUUCAGGCAUUUUGCUGUGAUAAUCAUAGCGAUGAAAGAGCUCUUCAGCUACUGAUGUCAAAAUAUUAUCCACGUGGAUUUAGACCUCAAAUAAUUGUAAAUAAAUUUCAGAAUGAAGUUUAUGAUGUUAGACACAGAGGAGUUCAUCAUCCAGAAUUCCCAUCAGUUCUCACAGCAUUGGAAAUAGAUCAUGCAGUGGUUGCCAAUUGUUUGAUCGAUGUGAGGCGUAUAGAAGCAAUCCUGCUGAUUAAAAGUAGCUGUAAAGCUCGUGAAGUAAUGCAGUUUAAUCGGCCCCCAAAAAAUUGUAGAGAAGCUUUCACUGCUGAAGGUGAUCAAGUAUUUGAAAGACGGUAUUACUCUUCUGAUUACCUCAGACCCAAGUUCCUAAGCAAAGAUGUUGAAGCGGAAAUAAGUCACUUGGAGAAAGAAAUUGAAAACAAAAAGUCACAGUUGACAGCAUCUCAGCAACGUUUAUAUUCCAUUGAAAAUGAGAUUAGGCAGAAUGAAGAUCAUCUUCACAGUCUUCGACGACGCCAAAAAGAACUACAGAUAAAAAUAAGAAGAACAAAUGCAGAAAUAGCAGAUAUCGAAAAUAUGGAAGAACACCAGUCAGUGGACAUCCGUACAUUAGAAGAUGAAGCUGAAGAAAAUAAGGGUAAGAUGGAAUCUGUAAAAAAAGACAUGCAGCAACAAAGCAGAAAAAUGGAAGAACUGAAAAAUACUCUCCAGUUAGCUGAAAAAAAGUUAGAAGAAAUGAAAGAAAAAAUUCAUCAAGUAGAAGAAGUUGCUGGUCCAAUUAAGGAUGAAUUAAACCAAGCUGACUCAGAAGUGGAAAACAGUAAACGCCGUUUGCAGCACUAUGAAGACAAACAGAAAGAACACUUGGCUUGCAUAAAAAGACAUAAAGAAUUACUAGCUGUCAAAGAAAAAGAAUUAGAGGAAAAAACAGCACAAGCUAGGCAAAUCUACUCAGAGCGCAUGGAGGUCAGCAGAACUGUUAAGAGUCUUGAUGCAGAAAUGAAUCGCUUAAGAGAGAGGAUAAAUUCAGAAAAUCUUCGCCAUGGAAACAGAGAAGAAAUAGUACAGCAAUUUCAUGAUGCAAAGGAAAGAUAUGAGGAUGCAAACACUAAAGUAAAGCAUUUAAAGAAGUUUAUUAGGCUGCUGGAAGAAAUAAUGACUCAGAGAUUCAAAAUAUAUCGGCAAUUCUUAAGGCUCCUUUCUUUACGAUGCAAACUCUACUUUGACAAUUUGUUACGUCUUCGAGCCUGCUCUGGAAAAAUACUUUUCGAUCACAAGAAUGAGACACUUUCAAUAACAGUUCAGCCUCGAGAGGAAGACAAAGCUGCCCUUAAUGAUGUGAGGUCCUUAUCAGGAGGUGAACGUUCCUUCUCAACAGUUUGUUUCAUUCUUUCUCUGUGGUCCAUUACUGAAUCUCCUUUCAGAUGCUUGGAUGAAUUUGAUGUCUACAUGGAUAUGGUUAACAGAAGAAUUGCAAUGGAUAUGAUUCUUAAGGUGGCUGACUCUCAGCAUCAUCGACAGUUCAUUUUGCUCACCCCACAACGCAUGAGUUCUCUGCCUACGUGUCCCCGUAUUCGAAUUCUCCGAAUGCAAGACCCGGAAAGAGGCCAAAGAACGUUGAAUUUCCAAAAUAGGAAUGACAAAGAGGAAGAUCAAUAAGUAUCUCUGUGUAUGAAUAUGGCAUACUAUUGAGGAUAAAUGUGUAAUGAUGUGUGUAAAGUUAUUACUUCCUGAUGCUGGAUAAGGGGAUCUUUUGUUAGAUACUGUCAGGAAAAGAAGAGGUUCUCGUAUUUUUAUUUUUUAAGAAUUACUGGAUGUGUACAGACUAAGAAUAAACAGUUUUAAUGAUGAGAAAACCCUGAAUGUUCAGUUGGUAUUUUUAACUAGUAGAAUUUUUUUAUCAGUUGUUCUGUUUUUUCUUCUGGAAAAGAUGAAAUAUAUUUUGUAUAAUUAUGGAGUAAUAUUUUAAUAAACAGUGAGAACUGAUACUUGUGGUAAUGUUUUAGUGUCUCUACACAGUUAAACUUUGCAUUAAGUUAAAAAUGUUGGUUUCUUCCUAGCUCUGCUUUAUUUCCUAAACAUGUGCUAAUUAAUACAUGUAAAACAUGUGUUUCAUUUUUUUCCAGUGGAACCAUAGCAGCUGAACAUGAGAAACUAUCAGUACUUACAGUGUAUACUUUCAUAAUUAGAGAAGAGAAAAAUUUAUCUGCAGUGUAUUCUCUGGGCAGGACAAAAAUGCUUUUAUUUCUUUGUAAAGAGUUUAUGGGGAAGAGUUUGAGAUUCUUUGGACAUGAGCUUAUACAACCUAGCAAAUUGUGGCUUUAUAAACUUAUAUUCUUAUUUCCAAUAAACUAAGUUCUUGCACAGUCUGAGUUUGCAGAUAUAGACUAAAUCAGUAGACACUCAUAUUAUAACAAACUGAAGUGACAGAAGUCCUUCCAAUAUAGAGGAACGAAGUAGAAUAAGAAUUUUGGGAAAUAAUACAGUAACUUUUUUACAGCAUUGUAGGCCUGCAUUUUGUUGGGUGUCCCUGCCCCCCCUCCCCUGGGACUAUACUAGAGCAGUUAAAAUAAAAUAAACUUGCUUUAUUUAAAUAAUACAAGUAUUUACUGGGGAUAAGAGGGAGAAAGAAGAGCCAGAUUUUUCAAACUGCCCCAAAUUAACUUUUUUCUGUUCUCCUUUCUCCAGGAACUUGAAAUUGUUGGGAGCUCUUCAAAAACAAUCACUUUUUAGAGUUCAGACGUACUUUUUUUUAAUGUUAUGGGGAUACAAGCCAUUGAGACUAUUCAGAGAACAGUUCUGCAGUUUCUACAGUUAUUUACUGAAUAGCAAUUCCUCAAUAAAACCUCAUUGCAGUGUAAGUUUUAA